Lotus japonicus is the source of this 1755-nucleotide messenger RNA. RefSeq lists its product as uncharacterized. The record is from RefSeq and is a predicted model, not a curated record. Lineage: Eukaryota; Viridiplantae; Streptophyta; Magnoliopsida; Fabales; Fabaceae. Bases 112 to 576 code for a protein of 154 amino acids. Gene Ontology annotation, molecular function: protein binding. The transcript is spliced from 4 exons.
CCACACACUUAACCAAUUCUAUUGGGUUCAUUUGGCUUUGUUUUAAUCCACGAAAAAUCUCACCUUUCUUCAAAAGCAGCACCUCUUUUCCUUUCUCCCCUCUCAGAUUCUAUGGGAAAAUCUCUUGAAUCUGUGGCUAGGCUACAAGAGUUAUCGCGGACUGUGUCAUCUGCAAAACCCUACAGGUCAAAGGGAACAGCACAACCCAGAUCGGCGAACCGGGUGGCGACGCCGCGAACCGGUGCGAAACCGGCUGCUUUUGCAGUCGAACCGCCGAAGAAGAUGGAGGCUGUGGAAGCGGAGCAAUGUCGGACACCACUCGCCAAGGUGGUCGCCGAUUGCACGAAGCGGUGGUUCCAAGACACGCUCAAGGAGGCCAGGGCUGGAGAUAGCGGCAUGCAGGUUCUCGUUGGACAAAUGUAUUACAGUGGCUAUGGUGUUCCUAGAGAUCCGAGAAAGGGACAUGAUUGGAUUAGUAAAGCAUCAAGAAGUCGAAAUUCAGUUUGGAAAGUGAGCGAGAAACCUCCGGGUUACCGAGCGAGUGAUUCAGAUUCAUGUGAACCGGAGGGAAAAUGAGCUCCUUUAUUUGAAAGUAUGAAGGUCUUUAAAUAUUUAACAUGCGGUAGGAUUGACAACAUGUUUGGGUCCAUUUUUACUCCUUCUAGAAUAAGUUAUCCUCAUAAAGCUACUCCUAGUAGCUGCUCUGAGAAUCACUUCACCCCCAGUCAUGGAAAUCUACUAUGUUUCAAACUCACUAACAGAGUAUCUCUUGCACCAAGGCUUUAAUAUAUAAUCCUCAAUUCCUUGGAGAUCAUAGCUACACAUGUUAUUUGGUGACUCUGAUACUUACUAGCACACAAUGUAUUUAAAUGUUGUGGCAAUCAGUAUGAUAAGCUAUAUGAUCCUACUAGUAGUUUGAUGAUCAGAAUAUGUUUGUGUUUACUCUGAGAAGAUAAGCUGCACUUUAGUAUGAUCUUUAAUGAUAAAUGUUGGAUCAGCUGGGUUCUGCAUUUAUUUUUGCAUCUUGUAUCUUAAACAAUUCUUAAUCCCAUGAUAAUUAGCAUGUAGUAUAUUUGGGUGCUGUUGAAUCUCAUAUGAAAAGCUUCCUGAUAAAAACUAGAUCAGUAUUUUGGUGCAAGUAUUCAGAGGUUAGGAAGCUGGGCAAUGGCUGUUUUGGGUUUCUUGUGUUUAACAUCUCGUUUGGAUGCGGACCAAAGAGCACAUAUUGAUGCUUAUCCAAUGCUUUUUUCUAGUAGAUAAACUCCAAUAAGCUCUUUUUAGUCCGUAAUCCGUAUCCAAAUAGACCUAAGUCAAUUAAUCCUGAUAGACUUACCAUACUUAGAUUUAUCAUACUGAACUAACGGCAGCACUAUUGGAAGGAUAUUGGAAAUUGGAAUGUAUUUGCACCAUGGAAUAUAAAAGAUGUUGGAUGAGGAAUGUACCUUGAUGACAUAUAAUUACUUCUGAUAACAAAUGCUUAAUCUCUUUUAGGGUGAGGGUCAUUGUGGGCUUUACUUCUGCUUCUGCUAUUGUCUUUUGCAAAGCGUUCCCCUGAUGUGGUUAUCUCUGACAAAACAAAGAGCUCUUUGGAACCAAAUUUUUCUCCUAAGUUCUAACAUAUGAUGCUUCAUUUUUGUAGUGAUUUCUUAGGCUCAAUGACUUGCUACUCUUUCCUGGUUUUAUAAUAUACAGCUUGACUUUAUAUUUCAAAUGUUUACAGAAUCUCUUACGCUUCUCUGUUUCCUUUGUUUCAAA